This is a messenger RNA of Photinus pyralis (common eastern firefly), 4394 nucleotides long. RefSeq names its product hemicentin-1 (gene ed). Bases 597 to 3695 code for a protein of 1032 amino acids. The record is from RefSeq and is a predicted model, not a curated record. Lineage: Eukaryota; Metazoa; Arthropoda; Insecta; Coleoptera; Lampyridae. Gene Ontology annotation, cellular component: cell-cell junction. The transcript is spliced from 9 exons. Gene Ontology annotation, biological process: cell-cell adhesion. Gene Ontology annotation, molecular function: cell adhesion molecule binding.
UCGCUGUCAAUAGUAUAUCAACGGGAGAGGACGUAAGGGACACGAGGGAGGGCGAAGACGUUACCUUAGAAUGCAGAUUUUCUCCUCAAACGUCAAGGGAGACGCCGACGUACUAUUGGGCGAGGAAUAAUAAACAAACGCACGAUAAUGUCGCCAUUGGAAGUGUUCCUUUGGAUAAUAACUAUAGAAUUAAUUACCAUCCGGAGAAGGGCAUCUACGACCUCCUAAUUUCCAACGCCAGCUACGACAGGGAUAACGGAAAAUUUGAAUGCAAAGUUAAGGCCGGAGGAUCCGGAGCUAAUUUACAUGCCCAGAGGUACGCCCUUACCGUGUUAACUCUUCCGCAACAACCCGCCGUCGCUCCCGGAACGCAUGUUACCGUAACAGAAGGUAAACGACAAGAACUGGCGUGCUCGAGCAUAGGAGGCUCUCCCGAUCCGCUGGUGCGAUGGUACAAGGAAGGUUCCACAUAUCCUUUGGAAGCGGCAUUAAAGAACGGCGGCUCACGAGAUCAGUCGACGACGGCGACGCUUCUUUUAACUCCUGGAAAGGACGACGACGGUGCCAUUUUCAGAUGUGAGGUCUGGAACAGGGCAAUGCCGGAGGGAACUAAACUUGAAACGGCCGUAACUCUUAGUGUCAACUAUUUCCCACGCGUCGAAGUCGGCCCAGAGAACCCUUUGAGGGUGGAGCGGGACUCUUCGGCGACGCUUCAGUGCUCGGUGGACGCCAAACCGAAAGUAAACGCGGUGCAAUGGACCCGAAACGGUCGGUUCAUCAGCAAUUCGAACAGUCACAUUCUGCACCGUGUCAGCAUUCAAGAUGCGGGCAAGUACACCUGCAGCGCCGACAAUAACCUGGGAAAAAUUGGCGAGAAGGAAAUCAUUUUGGAUGUGCUCUACGCUCCGGUGGUCACCUUGGACGCCAAGACCCAGGAAGCGGAAGAGGGCGAGGCGGUUUCGAUCAGGUGUAACGUGUCGUCAAACCCCAGCCCUACCACGAUCGAGUGGAUCAAGGACGGAAAACCAGACUUUCGGCAGUCCGGAGAUACAUUGCGAUUGAGCCACGUUAAUGCGGAAAAUUCGGGAACCUACGUCUGCAGGGCUGUUAAUGUUAUCACCCCGAGCUCGUUACCGAUUCGGCGCAAUGAGAAAAUCGGCAACGCCUCAAUUGCGUUACUAAUCCGGCACAAACCGGGAAAGGCGAGAGUGAUGCCGGACCGUCCGGUUGCAACAGAAGGAUCGCCGGUUACCUUAACGUGCACGGCUACUCCACCAGGUUGGCCAGCUCCACAGUACAGAUGGUUUCGGCCCGGAAACGACGGCCAGCAGACGGUCUUGGCCACGGGCACCAAGUACACAAUUCCUAAUGUUAACCUGAACAGCGAGGGUAACUACUACUGUCAGGCGACGAACGAACUGGGACACGGAGAGGUUGCCUCCAUUAACUUGGAAGUGCACCAACCCCCGAGUUUCAAGUACAAAUUGAAGCCGCUCGAAACUAAGCGGGUUGGUGACCCCAACUUUUCCGUUUCGUGCAGUGCCAAAGGCAAGCCUAAACCCGUGGUCAAAUGGUUGAAGAACGACGAAGAGCUCACCGCCGAUAUUAACAUGUACGAGGUCAAGAGCGAGAUGACAGAGAUUAGUAACGGCGCAGUUAAUGUACAGAGUGUUCUCAAGUUUAGUGGCAAGGCCAGGCCCAAUAACAACGAACUGAUCCCGCAGGACCGUGGCAUCUACACCUGCGCCUUUGAAAAUGAGGUCCGACGAGCAGAAUCGAGCAUGCACCUUCGAAUAGAACAUGAACCCAUCGUCAUCCACCAAUACAACAAGGUCGCGUACGACCUACACGAAACCGCCGAAGUCGUCUGCAAAAUCCAAGCCUACCCCAAACCCGAAUUCAAGUGGUACUACGCCCUAAACUCCUCCCCUCUGCUCUCCUCCUCCGAAGGCCACUACAUCAUCAACACAAGCGUCGACGACAACGACAUCUACACGAGCAUUCUUAAAAUAUCCAACAUAAAACCGGCCGACUACGGCAUCUACAACUGCCAGGUCAUCAACAACCUGGGCAGCAUCGAGGCGAAAAUUCGCCUGCAGCCCAAGGGAGCCCCAGAGAAACCCACCCAGGUGGCGUCGAUUUACACCGGUCCCAACUUCGUCACGCUAAAUUGGGAGCCGGGAUUCAACGGGGGAAUUUUCAACACCAAGUACUUUGUGUCGUACAAGAAGGCGACCGGCGGCGACGAUAACGCGGAUAAGUCGGUGGAGGGAUGCGGGACCGUGUCGCGCUCGACGGACUGGUCCGAAGUCGAUUGUCAGCAGAAUAUUCCGUGUAAUGUUACGCAUCUCGAUCAACAUCAAAUUUAUAAUUUUAAGGUAAAAGCUCUGAACAUUAAAGGAAACAGUGAAGAUUCUCAAGAGAUAAGUAUUACAACGAGAGUCGACAAAAUUCCUCUACCGCUACGCGUGGCUUACGAUCCUUCCUCUCACCGUCUCUCUGUGAACAUUCCGGUCACUUGCCUUCCACUGAUGGCAGUAGUGGAGACGAUAAGCAACGAACAUCUACCUUUGACCAACUGGCAGGUGGUCGACACCUUCGCCCUGCAAGUUUCUGGGUUGUCUCCCACGUACAAGGAGGCGAUCUUACAUCAGAUGACUUCGAGAAAUUACAAAGGAAUGGGUCGCUCGCUUGUCGAUGAGGAACCCAUCGGAAUCAAUGAUGAUUUCAACACGAGAGUUCGCGUAAAAUUCUGUUUGCGCACCCAUAACGAACACUGUGGACUGCCUUUGGAAGCGGAAUUAGGUUCGGCUUAUAUAAAAGAAGCUUCGGCCGUAACCACCUCGACCUUCAUCGCAAUUAUCGUCUCGUGCAUCGUAGGUAUCCUGUUCGUAGUGGUAUUGUUCAUGUUCUGCCGGUGCAAACGCAACCAGUCGAAGAAAUCGCAAUCUAAAGAUUACGAAAUGGACUCGGUGCGUCCAACCAUUAUGGCCCAACAGAACCAAGCGCCUCCCCCCUAUUACCCAUCGAACGGCAUGGAAAACAAGGCUCUCGAACACUCCUUGGAUUUGGCAUUGGCAAUGGAGGAUCCGAAGAAUUCCGUUUACGCAUCCCAAAACGGUUACGGUUACAUACCGAACCCCAACAUCCAAACCCAUCAGGUCAUCAACAAUGGCGAAUGGGCGAACGUCGGUUACAUGGACUCGAAUUACUCCAACUCGAACAACGGCGGAAGCGUCAACUCCCAGGACUCCCUGUGGCAGAUGAAGAUGGCGGCCGCGGCGAACAACUCGGCGACUCAGCUACAAAACGCUCACUUAGAUAGGCAAAAUUCGUACGGUUACGAUCCGAUUACGCACGGGGGGUACGGCGCCGUCGACGAUUACGCACCGUAUCCGCAUAUCACCACGCAAAGUAAUCACGGCGAUGAUUACAUGAGGAGUAGUAAUAAUCCGUCUCGACAGGAAUAUUGUAACGAUCCUUACGCCGCAGUUCAUAAACCGAAGAAACGAGUCGAUCAACAUAUUGAUUCCCCCUACCAUGACGUAAGUGGCCUUCCAGAUCCGUACCUAGAGCAGCUAGAGGACGAAAAACCGCCCCAACAUAUGUCUCUCAGUUACGAAGAGAGCCUCGAAAGCGGAUACUCGACUCCCAACUCGCGAACGCGAAGAGUCAUUCGCGAGAUAAUUGUGUAAGGAUGUGUCGCGCUUCGGUUCUUUCGAUCACUGUCCGUUCUAAAUGUAAAAGUUUCCUAGUGUAGUUAAUUUAAAACGUUUUUAUCUUCGUGUACCUGAUAAACAGUUAUUUCUGAUCGUACAUGUUCAUUUUAUGCAACGAAAUGUGAGUGUGUGUCUGUGUCGCGUGAAGGUAUGUGGACGUUGAAUAUACCUAUGCCAUAUAGCAAUAUAAUAAACAUAACUUUAUAAAUUGUGAUGAAUUUUGCAAUAAGUGAUUGUUGUGCUAUGACGCUGCAAUUUUUAAUCGUAAUUAUUUUUCAGAUUUUAAGUACCUUUUACCCACCCCCCGACUAGCUGUAACACUUCUCAGCCUCACCACUGAGAAAUAUUACAACUCGCAAAUUGUUAAAUUAUUAGUAGUUAGUUGUGCCAAAUUGUUAUAAAAGGUACUUAAACAUCUAUCCUUUCCUACUCUCAGUUGAUGUUUAGUUUUCGUAUUUUUAUACUUUAUGUAAAUAGAAUAUAAAUCCUAUUUUGUAUAGUGUAACGUUUGCUUAAAGUGUGCAAUUUUAAUGUACAGAUCAACAUAAGCAUAAGCAGUGUAUACAUGUUGCACAAUGUUAAAUGAGCCCGAGAAUUUUAUCAAAAAAAAAGCGAUUAGGUAGCAAUGAUCUCAAUGUAUCAAGAUUUUAAAAUACAAAUUUUAUUUUAUUUUUA